GUUCCCUUCUUAAGCAACCAAACCACACACAAUUGAAAAUUAACAAUACUCUCUUAAGAAUUAUAUAUUCUGCUUUUAUAUUUUGCACUUCCACUUUUUUUCAAUUAUGGCUGUUGAUUCUGGUGUUUCAUCUCCUCUAGGUCCUCCGGCAUGUGAAAAAGAUGCCAAGGUCCUUCAGUUCAUAGAGGAGAUGACUAAGAAUACGGAUUCGGUACAAGAGAAAGUAUUGGCUGAGAUAUUAACUCGAAAUGCUAAUACUGAGUACCUUCAAAGGUUCCAAGUUUUUGGUGCUGUUGAUCGUGAAACGUUUAAGUCUAAGAUCCCAGUUGUUACGUACGAGGAUCUUAAGCCUGAUAUUGAUCGUGUUGCUAAUGGCGAUCGCUCGCCAAUCUUCUCAUCUCACCCUAUAACUGAAUUCCUUACCAGUUCUGGAACGUCUGCCGGAGAGAGAAAACUGAUGCCCACAAUUGCCGAUGAGUUAGAACGCAGACAGAAGUUGUACAACCUUCUUCAACCCGUGAUGAAUCUGUAUGUCCCUGGUCUAGACAAGGGGAAGGGUUUAUACUUUCUGUUUAUCAAGGCAGAAACGAAGACUCCAGGUGGCCUCGUUGCGCGUCCAGUCCUAACAAGUUACUACAAGAGUGAACAAUUCAAGAAAAGGCCAUACGAUCCAUACAAUGUGUAUACAAGCCCCAACGAGACCGUUCUCUGCGUCGACUAUUACCAAAGCAUGUACGCGCAAAUGCUUUGUGGCCUUCUCAUGAGAGAAGAAGUUCUUAGAGUUGGCGCUGUUUUUGCCUCUGGCUUACUCCGGGCCAUCCGUUUUCUUCAACUCAAUUGGAAGCAAUUAUCUCAAGAUAUUGCGUCUGGAACUCUAAACCCUAGAGUUUCAGACCCAUCUAUCAGAAAAUGCAUUUCCGAAAUGCUCAAACCAAAUCCUCAACUUGCUGAGUUUGUUGUUAAGGAAUGUGAAAGUGAAAAUUGGGAAGGAAUCAUUACUAGAAUUUGGCCAAACACCAAGUACCUUGAUGUGAUAGUCACAGGUGCAAUGGCUCAAUAUAUCCCUUUAUUGGAUUAUUACAGUGGGGGUCUACCAAAAUCUUGUACAAUGUACGCAUCAUCCGAAUGUUAUUUCGGACUUAAUUUGAAACCAAUGUGUAAGCCUUCUGAAGUUUGUUACACCAUCAUGCCAAAUAUGGGUUACUUUGAAUUCAUCCCUCAUGACCCAGUCAACCCGAUACAACUCUCCCGUGAUUCACCUCCUCAUCUCGUGGACCUCGCUGAUGUCGAACUGGGAAAAGAAUACGAGCUCGUGAUCACAACUUAUGCCGGACUAUGUCGUUACCGUGUUGGUGACAUACUCCAGGUCACUGGGUUUCACAACUCAGCUCCUCAGUUCAAAUUCGUUAGGCGUAAAAACGUGUUGCUGAGCAUUGACUCUGAUAAAACAGAUGAGUCCGAACUGCAAACAGCGAUUGAAAAUGCGACAGCACUUUUGCUUCCAUAUGAUACUACUUUGGUUGAGUACACGAGUUUUGCAGAUACUAAAACAAUCCCAGGGCAUUACGUUAUUUACUGGGAGUUACUUGUAAAGGACCCGUCUAACUCUCCAAGUGAUGAGUUGCUGAACCAGUGCUGCCUCGCGAUGGAAGAAUCGUUGAACUCGGUUUACAGGCAGUGUCGCGUGGCGGAUAAUUCAAUCGGACCACUGGAGAUUAGAGUUGUGAAAUCUGGGACAUUUGAAGAGCUGAUGGACUAUGCAAUUUCGAGAGGUGCAUCAAUUAAUCAGUAUAAGGCUCCAAGGUGUGUCAACUUUACACCUAUCGUGGAACUUCUAGACUCCAGAGUGGUUUCUGUGCAUUUCAGUCAAAGUGCACCUCACUGGACCCCGGAGAGGCGACGUUGAAGACGAGCAGUCAAGUGAUGUUAUCAAGUCAAUUAGUAGUGUUAGUGUGGGAAAAUAAACAUGGUUGGACAUGGACCAAAAAGAGAAUAUAUUUUUUUGGUUGUGUCCUUGCUUUAAAUUUACUUUUUUCUGUAUCUCUGUUGGAUGUUUUGAAUGUAUGUUCAAAGUUGAUUAUGGUCUUUGUUUAUGUAAAGAGUCGUUUUAGUAUAUGUAAUUAAAUUAUAUAUGGAUGUUUUGCUUGUUUUGAUUUGAA
Messenger RNA from Capsicum annuum, 2159 nucleotides. Its product is annotated as probable indole-3-acetic acid-amido synthetase GH3.1. Gene Ontology annotation, molecular function: acid-amino acid ligase activity. The transcript has 3 exons. The record is from RefSeq and is a predicted model, not a curated record. NCBI's taxonomy places the organism in Eukaryota, Viridiplantae, Streptophyta, Magnoliopsida, Solanales, Solanaceae. Gene Ontology annotation, cellular component: cytoplasm. Bases 107 to 1906 code for a protein of 599 amino acids.